AUGAAAGUUGUCCUGCUUCUCAUAACAGAGUAUAAUCGUAAUCUCUUCCCUUUUCCCAGACGUUUGGCCGCUACGUACCACAGAAAUAGCUCCCAUCCGGAGAACAUUCAUCUAGUCAAGUUUCUUCUGCGCAUAAUUCCGUUACUACACCAGGAUUUAGUAUUAUCUUAUGGUUUCUCAAAUCAAGACCCUACUUUAGAUAUGGAAAAAAAGCUGCCUGAACAGAAUAGCUUAUGGGAUUCCAUGGCUCUUGCCUUUGAAAUGUUUGGUAGAGCAUUUUCUGUGUCUGAGUCUUUGUUUCCUACUGACGUCUGCCAAUGCACGCUAGAGGUUCUAAGGAAAGUAAUGGAUGUCUUAGCAUCCAAGGGCCUGCUUGUCGAAGACCGAUUUAUGUGGAGAUUUUAUUCAUGCCUUCUAGACUGUGUGCAUGAGGUCCUUACAAAUAUCAAAUGUCCUGUUUCUGAUCACGUCUCAAGUUUCAUAGCAGCAUUGAGAAUGUUUUUCUGUUUUGGACUUACUGGCCCACCCCAGUUCUCUCAUUCUGAUGUUGUUCACAAAGAUAAGCAAUUAAAUGUCAUGCUUUCCACAUUGAUUUCUGGAGUAAGUAAGAACGCCAAGAAUAAUCCUUAUAGGCCACCCCACUUGCGCAAGAGGGAUGUUUUGAACACUAAGCAGCCAGUGUCUUGUGACUGGCGGCACCUGUCUGCUCAUGAUUCUGGUAGUUGUGAUGUUAUAUCAUCAGAUUCUGAUUUUAGUGACAGUGAUGGUUCCGUACGGGAUUCUUAUUGUGCCCAAAGCUCGAAGGUUAGAAUAGCUGCCAUUGUUUGCAUACAGGAUCUUUGCCAGGCUGAUUCAAAGUCAUUUACCACUCAGUGGAUGGAUCUCUUUCCAACCAGUGAUGUACUCAAGCCAAGGAAGUUUGAAGCUACUCUAAUGACCUGCUUGCUUUUUGAUCCUCAUUUGAAGCCUAUCAAAGAUUCUGGAGGUUUAUUUGGUUCGUGGUUAGGGUCACUUAGUAAUGAUCUUAAUAUACUACCUAUUAACUACAUUGAUUGGAGGAAAGUUCCCAAUUACAGAAAAGAGAUGGUUUGGAAGCUAAACGAGUUGAGUCUGCUGUUCAGAGUCUUAAGGAAGAAAUUGGGGAGCAUGUGUGUGUACCACCUUCUUCUACUGUUCUUUUGAGGUUUGCCAUUUUCUCUUAGUAGGGAACUAAGUGUGAUGUUAGGGACGGGAAGGAUGUGAAGGAACUCGUAGCUUAUACUCAGAAGAAUCUGGAAUAUAUUGACAUUACAUAGAAGAAACUGAAAUUGAGUGAGUACCUUUAUUUUUUAUAUAUCAAACAAUGUUCUUGUUUUUUUUUUUUUUUUUUUUUUAACAGCUAAUUUCAAUAUAUUAACCAGAAGUUACAAAAUCAUUGUGAAUAGUAGUAGCAAUCAAGCUAGGUACAUGUAAAAAGCUUUGAAACAGAGGUCUAGUAGGAGAGUUGUCUCUUGCUAAUUGAUCA
Arabidopsis lyrata subsp. lyrata is the source of this 1504-nucleotide messenger RNA. RefSeq lists its product as uncharacterized. The record is from RefSeq and is a predicted model, not a curated record. The transcript has 9 exons. Lineage: Eukaryota; Viridiplantae; Streptophyta; Magnoliopsida; Brassicales; Brassicaceae. Bases 1 to 1182 code for a protein of 393 amino acids.